UGAAUGAAUGUCAAUGACCGACCGUAAUUUCAGAAUUCUAGCAGAUUAAAGUCGGUUGAUUUUGUUUAAUGCGUUGGAUUUCUGCUACAAAAACUCUUAUCGUUCUAACUUCUGCCAGACGAGGAGGUAAAGCAUUUGCCACAACCAAUAUCAACAUGGGAGACAAGAUUCCAACGCCAUAUGAAUCAGGAAGCAAUUCCGUGGUCUUUGUCACCACACCGACCAAGGAUGCCGCACGAAAACUGGCCCGGUGCAUUACCGAACACAAGCUGGCCGCUUGUGUGAACAUCAUACCUCAGAUCGAGUCCAUUUAUGUGUGGGAAGGCAAAGUCAAUGAGGACAGCGAGUAUCUAAUGAUGAUCAAGACCCGCACAGAGCGUAUUGAUGAGCUGAGCAAAUACGUUUCCGAGAAUCAUCCAUACAGCGUUGCUGAAGUUAUCUCUUUACCAAUUGAAAAUGGAAAUUUGCCCUAUUUAAAUUGGAUUCGUGAAACGGUGCCUGAGAAGCCAGUGCCCAAGUAAAUGUGAUUCGAUUGCUGUGUAUAAUAAAAUAAUUAAACUUUAUACUGUAUUCAAA
Molecule: messenger RNA, 576 nt
Organism: Drosophila willistoni
Lineage: Eukaryota; Metazoa; Arthropoda; Insecta; Diptera; Drosophilidae
Product: protein CutA homolog
Exons: 1
Coding region: 69-521 (150 amino acids)
Biological process (GO): response to metal ion
Molecular function (GO): copper ion binding
Source: RefSeq, a predicted model, not a curated record